AUGCGCGUUGUGCCGCACACCAGCUGUCACCCGCAGAAGUCAUACAUCAUCACAGGGGGGCUAGGUGGCGUCGGACUAGAGCUGUGUCAGUGGCUGAUCGAGCAUGGGGCUCAGAAUGUCGUCCUCACCAGCCGAUCCGGCGUGAAGACAGGUUUGUACGGAUUGCCGAGACGGAGUGGAAAACUGAAAGACAUUACCAAGUUUGAUGCGGCCUUCUUUGGGAUUAGUGAAAAGCAAGCUGUAUGCAUGGAUCCACAAACCAGAAUUCUGCUGGAAGUUACUUAUGAGGCUAUCGUUGAUGCAGGUUACAACCCGCAGGAGCUGAGGGGCAGCAGGACGGGUGUGUUCGUGGGCGUGUCAUUGAGCGAAGCCAGUGAUGCAUGGAGCUUGGAUCCGGAGACUGUGUCAGGUUACACGAUGACUGGCUGCCAGAGGGCGAUGGUGUCAAACAGACUCUCCUUCUGUUUUGACUUCAAGGGUCCCAGCUAUACGAUCGACACUGCAUGCUCCUCCAGUCUGUACGCCGUGGACAAUGCUGUAGCCGCUAUCAGAAGCGGCCAGUGCGACUCUGUUAUAGUCGGUGGAGUCCACCUGAACCUGAAGCCACAGAAUGCACUCCAGUUUGAUAGGUUGGGAAUGCUGUCACCAGAUGGCGUGUGCAAGUCUUUCGAUGCAGCCGGCAAUGGCUACUGCAGGGCAGAGGGCGCUGUAGUAGUUCUGUUACAGAAGAGAGCCUCAGCGAGGAGGAUCUAUCUAACUAUUGUUCAUUCCAAGUCUAACACAGACGGGUUUAAGGAACAAGGCAUUACGUUCCCGGCCGGCGCGAUGCAGAAGCAGCUGCUGCAGGAAGUCUAUGGUGAGGCGGGAGUUGACCCCGCGAAGGUCGCAUACGUAGAAGCUCACGGCACCGGCACUAAGGUCGGCGAUCCACAGGAGCUCAACGCUGUCACCGACGUCUUCUGCAAGGGUCGCCAGGGGGCACUGCCGAUCGGCUCGGUGAAGUCCAACAUGGGGCACGCCGAGCCUGCUUCAGAGCCUGUUGCUGCACGGCUUACUAUAAUGUAA
Priapulus caudatus is the source of this 1065-nucleotide messenger RNA. RefSeq names its product fatty acid synthase-like. Gene Ontology annotation, molecular function: fatty acid synthase activity; 3-oxoacyl-[acyl-carrier-protein] synthase activity. Lineage: Eukaryota; Metazoa; Priapulida; Priapulimorpha; Priapulimorphida; Priapulidae. Bases 1 to 1065 code for a protein of 354 amino acids. Gene Ontology annotation, biological process: fatty acid biosynthetic process. The transcript is spliced from 7 exons. The record is from RefSeq and is a predicted model, not a curated record.